AUGGAUUCAGAUAAAAAAAAAAUUCAAAAAUUGUUCCCAGGCCAACAUCUAUUCAUGUUUGAUACAUUUUCUGGUCUUAGUAAAUGUGUGCACACUUUGAUUCCAUCUCAUAUUUCUAUACCAUUGACUACCGAAAUUUAUCCAAAAUUUGAAAAAAUUCAAAAGUCAAAUGAAGCUUUUUAUAUAAUCAUUAAAUUAUCGUCUAUCUAUCCAAAAGAUAAAUUUCUUGAAAAUGAAAUAACUUUUAUUAUCAAGGAUAAUAAAUACCAUAGUGGCUAUGAAAUAAAAGUUGGUCAAGCCACAAGUGAAGAUUGUCCAAGUGAAACAACUGCAAAACUAAUUUUUAAAUGUCCACAAGAAAUGUUACCAACCCAUAUUGAUUUUGAAAUCAAAGUAAGGGGAUCCACAUUCCAUGGUUAUUUCGAUUUAAAAUACUCUUGGUUCACUGGUGAUUUUAUUACUAGAAGUCCAAUUAAUAUUUGGGUUGAUGGAAACAAUGCUUUUCAUGUCACCACGGAACUUAGAUUCCAAAGUGUUGCUCAUAUUUUAGCAACCAAAAUCGUUAACCAACAUGGUCUCUCUCCAAGACUUGUUGACUUUUACAAGAAUGUUAUCAACUCAUUAAAAAUUGUGUUUGUCGAUAAGCCGGGUAUGGCAAAGAACCAAGGUAACCUUAGCUAUACUCAUGCAACAAAGGGCCAAUACUCUAACAAACAACACCUAAAAGAUCUUAUCACUGUUGGCGAAGCAAAGUCUUCUCUAGAAUGUCAUGCUAUUCUUUUCGUGAUUUCAAUUACAUUGGUUGAUGAUGAUGUAGAUUUUGAAUUCAUAAAAGGUAAAAUUCGAGAAUCACUUCAAGCAAAAAUCAAACCAAUUGUUGUGGUCACUCACUGCGACGACUAUUCACCAGAAGAAGCUGAAGCAAUGAAAAAGAAACUUGAAGAAGAACUAAAGGUUGAUAAAAAGAAUUUCUUUUAUUUAACUCCAUAUAUUCAAGGUGAGAAACAACGUGAUCCAACAAAAGAUAGAAUUGUUUUUCAAAUACUCAAAUCUAUUGUUGAAAUUGCCAAUAACACUCAAAAUCAAAAAAUAUUAGAAUCUUUGGCCAACGAUAUUAAUAACAAUAAUAUAGAUGAAAUUUGUAACUCCUUUGUAAAUACUUCUAUUAGUUCAACUACCACUACCACUACCACUACUACUAAUUCAAAUACCUCAAGUGCUAAUUCGACUCCAAAUGGAAAUUCCUCUUCACCUUUAUUAUCCCCAAAUGUUGUUGGUUCAGAAUCUACUCUUUGGACAAUUUGUGUAAAGAAUGAUUUAACAGAUGCAAAAAGUUUAUCCAUCAAUGACCUUAAAGAUUUUGUUUCAAGAGUGUCACAAAAGUUUAAACUUUCUGUUGGUCUUUUUAGUUUUACAGAUGAAAAUGGUUAUGAUCUUUUAUUCCCAGAUGAAUCCAUUUUACUCAAUGUUUUAUCUGAUAAUAUUACCCUUUCAAUCUCUGAUUAA
Messenger RNA from Dictyostelium discoideum AX4, 1506 nucleotides. RefSeq lists its product as hypothetical. The coding region runs from base 1 to 1506 and encodes 501 amino acids. The transcript has 3 exons. The record is from RefSeq and is a predicted model, not a curated record. NCBI's taxonomy places the organism in Eukaryota, Evosea, Eumycetozoa, Dictyosteliales, Dictyosteliaceae.